AAAUCCAGCCCAGCAUACCCACUACGGCUGCCGGUGGCUCUCGUCGUCUUCUCGGCCGAUCUCGCGCAGCGCCGCCGCCUCGAGCACAUCCCUUCCCCCCUCCUCUACGCUCCCUUCAUUCGAUUCGAGCUUGUCGCUAGGGUUCUUGACCUCGCUCCACCUUUUCCCAUGGCUGACGAAGCCAACCGAACGGCGUUCAUGGAGCUGCAGGCCCGGAUGUUCGAUACCACCGGGAAGCUCAAGCAGUUACAAACCCAAAUGCGUUCUAAAGAGGGGGAAAAGAAGCGUGCUUACCUCACUCUGGAGGAACUCCGCCAGUUGCCAGAUGAUACUAACACCUACAAGACUGUUGUUGUCCAAAUGUUAGUCAAUGUCGAAUGUGCCUUACUUUCUAUUGGUUUUGAUGAUGGCUACUUUGUUUGCAGGAAAAGUGUUUAUUUUGGAGCCAAAAUCAUUUCUUUUGAACGAGCAAGAGCAAAAAUUUAAUGAAAGUGAGAGCGCGAUAGCAUCAAUGCAGACUUCCAAGGAAUAUCUUGAGAAACAGUUGGGAGAAGUGGAGAACAACAUCAGAGAGCUGCUUCAACAGGACCCGGGGCUUGCACGCCAGAUUCUCUCGAUGACUGUCCAAUGAGAGUUGUUUAUGCUGCAUUUGCAUAUCAUCAGGUGUAAUUUUACAAUUUGAUCUGUCUGCAAACUCUGCUUUCCCCUGCUUUACUGUGAGUUGUGGGUGGUGUUUUGCUGCAAUGGUCCGUUCCAUGUAUGGACAAAAGAAUUUGCAGUUGCUUCCUGCAAUAGUUUGUUGACUGAUGCUGGAGCGAACUACUCUUGCCGCGGUCUCACCUGUUGUCUGUUGAUCAUGUGUUUUGGUGUGGAAAUCAGGAACUUCUCCAUCUGCUGACUUAUGGGGACCUCUACCUUUUUUUA
Messenger RNA from Panicum hallii, 924 nucleotides. Its product is annotated as prefoldin subunit 1. Gene Ontology annotation, biological process: protein folding. Lineage: Eukaryota; Viridiplantae; Streptophyta; Magnoliopsida; Poales; Poaceae. Bases 169 to 486 code for a protein of 105 amino acids. Gene Ontology annotation, molecular function: protein folding chaperone. Gene Ontology annotation, cellular component: cytoplasm; prefoldin complex. The transcript has 6 exons. The record is from RefSeq and is a predicted model, not a curated record.